Messenger RNA from Cetraspora pellucida, 240 nucleotides. The record is from the annotation of a GenBank genome assembly. NCBI's taxonomy places the organism in Eukaryota, Fungi, Glomeromycota, Glomeromycetes, Diversisporales, Gigasporaceae.
AUGUCAUUGUAUCAUUUUUGCUUAAGAGCACUCAAAACUACAAAGCAACUAACUUUUAGAUAUAAAAAUAUUUCAAUAUGUGAAAAUAAUGAACUGCAGCAAGAAAAUUUAAAUGAAAUCCAAAAUUGGCAACAUGAAUAUCAGGAAUUUGAAAAUAGCAAUAAUUUUAGUAAUACUGAUACUGAUACAGAAUUCUGUUAUAGUAAGCUGAGUAAUAAUAAUUCAACCAAUUUGAACUGA